AUGGAAAUCAGUGAUUGGAGGGGAAGAUUUAUCAACAGGAUUAUGCUGGUGACAGUGUUGCUGUUAAUACUGCUGGGCCAUACUGUAUGCAAGACACAUUCUAUUAACUGCAGCAUACAUGAUGACCCCCUUCCUAUUCCUCAUGAAUUUUACCAGCCAGGAGAACUUCUCAUUGGUGAGAUCGUUUCUCAAGUCUUCUUCCUCUAUAAUCUCCUCUCUUUCAAGGAACAGCCUGCACAGAUUGUGAUUGAUGAACCUAUUUCAGUGCCAAAGAACUACCAGCACAUUCUAGCCUUAGCAUUUGCUGUAAAAGAGAUAAAUGAGAAUCCUCAAAUCUUAUCAAACAUCUCUCUGGGGUUCUACAUCCUCAAUAGCUACUACACUGCUAGGAUGACCUACAAGGCCACCCUCAGCCUGCUUUCUGCACAACAGAGAUUUGUUCCCAACUUCAAGUGUCAAAAUCAGAACAAACUCAUAGCUCUCAUUGGAGGGUGUAUUUCUGAGAUCUCUGCCAAUGUGGCCAUUAUUUCAUCAAUCCAGAAAACUCCCCAGGUCCAUCAUUUUUUAAGGAGAAUUUUAUUCAACAACAGUGCUGGGGAUUCAGUGUGCUUUGAUGAUAAUGGAGAAUUAGUUACAGGUUUUGAUGUUACAAACUGGGUGAUCUCCCCCAAUGGCUCGGUGGUUAGGGUCAAAGUUGGAAAACUGGAACCUCAGGCUCUUUCAGGCAAACAAUUAAUCAUUUCUGAUGAUCAAAUUGUGUGGCAUAAAAGCUUUAAUCAGGUGCUGCCCAUUUCUGUGUGUAAUGACAACUGCUAUCCCGGCUACAGCAGGAAAAAGAAAGAGGGAUUGAAAUUUUGCUGCUAUGAUUGUGCUCCAUGUCCAGAAGGGAUGAUCUCUAAUUGGAAAGACAUGGAUGCCUGUGUCAAAUGUCCAGAAGACCAGCAUCCCAACAAAGACCAAAUCGAAUGCAUUCGCAAGGUUCCAAGCUACCUCUCCUACAAUGAAAAUCUAGGGAUCAUCUUAGCUGUCUUGGCAAUUUCAUUCUCUUUCAUCACAACUUUAGUACUUGCAACUUUUAUGAAAUACAAGGACACUCCCAUCGUCAAAGCCAACAACAUGACCCUCACCUACAUCCUCCUCAUCUCCCUCCUCCUUUGCUUCCUCUGCUCCUUCCUCUUCAUUGGGCAGCCUGGAAAGGUGACUUGCCUAUUCCGGCAAAUGGCUUUCAGCAUUGUUUUUUCUGUGGCCCUUUCCAGCAUUUUGGCAAAAACCAUCAUUGUGGUUCUAGCAUUCAUGGCGACCAAACCAGGGUCCAGGAUGAGGAAAUGGACGGGGAAAGGACUGGCAAAUUGUAUUGUCCUUUCCUGCUCCUUUAUGCAAGCUGGCAUUUGUACCCUUUGGUUAAGUACUUCCCCUCCAUUCCCAGAUAGGGAUAUGUUCUCACUGAAUGGGGAAAUCAUACUAGAAUGUAAUGAGGGUUCAGCUGUGAUGUUUUACUUUGUCUUAGUCUAUAUGGGUUCUUUGGCCAUUGCGAGUUUCAUUGUGGCUUUCCUUGCCAGGAAGUUACCCAACAGUUUCAAUGAGGCCAGAUUUAUCACUUUCAGCAUGUUGGUGUUUUGUAGCGUUUGGUUCACCUUUGUUCCCACCUAUCUAAGCACCAAAGGAAAAUACAUGGUAGCUGUGGAGAUCUUUGCCAUUUUGUCAUCCAGUGCUGGAUUACUGGGUUGCAUCUUUUUCCCUAAAUGCUACAUCAUAGUGCUUAGGCCUGAGCUUAACAACAGGGAGCAACUAAUCAGCAGAAAAGUAUGA
Molecule: messenger RNA, 1809 nt
Organism: Rhineura floridana
Lineage: Eukaryota; Metazoa; Chordata; Lepidosauria; Squamata; Rhineuridae
Product: vomeronasal type-2 receptor 26-like
Exons: 5
Coding region: 1-1809 (602 amino acids)
Biological process (GO): G protein-coupled receptor signaling pathway
Cellular component (GO): membrane
Molecular function (GO): G protein-coupled receptor activity
Source: RefSeq, a predicted model, not a curated record